AGAACGUAUUUUAUGUCAAAACUCACAAAAUAAUUUCGCUAUAGCGGUUGAAAUUUUGUUUACAGUUCUAAUCAGAAAAUCAGGUCAAGUAAAAACAGCAGAUAUUUUUGUUCUCUACAUUAUAUCAUGUUUAGCAAGAAAAAGAAAGAAGACGAUCCAGCAGUACUGCAUCCAAGUCAAAACGAUGAUUCCAGGGUCGUAGUCAUUCCAAUUGAUGAGAGUCAGCAUGCAGAGACAGCAUUUGAUUGGUAUAUGAAGAAUGUACGUAAGGGGACUGAUAAGUUGAAGUUGGUUCAUUGUUAUGAACCACCUCCCCCUCCCGCAUCAAGUUACCCUGCCUUCCGAACUACAAAUCGGUAUUUAAAAAAUCAAAGAAAACCGAAUGAUAAAGUUAAACUAGUACAUUGUGCAGAACUAGAACAACCUAGUGGGGCCUACUAUCCCGAUUAUGCUGUCCCUCCCGAGGCAUGGCAGGACCAGAUUGAGAAGAGCAAGGAUAGAGUUCACAAACUCAUGGAGAAGUAUGAGAAGAAAAUGAAAGACAGCAAGGUAUCGGGCAGUGUCUACUCAGAGAUGGGCAGGGCAGGAGAAUGUGUAUGUAAGGUAGCUGACAAGAGCAAUGCCAACUUGAUCAUCAUGGGCAGUAGGGGCUUAGGUAUGGUACGCCGUACUGUGAUGGGAUCAUGCAGCGAGUAUGUCUUGCAUCAUAGCAAGGUUCCAGUAACUAUCAUACCCAAAGAAGAUCCUAACAAAUACAUAUAGGAAUACUGUUGAUGCCUUCUAGCAUGACCACAUCAUGGCUGUUGUUACCACUGGCUUGUCGUAUGAAAUAAAAGGAUUUGAGAACAUUUUUGAUUCACACUAUAGUGACUAGAACCUUUUAGCAGGAUCAUGUAUUGUUAACUGUUGAUUUUGAAACAAUUAAAUCCCCAACUCUAUUCAUAAACAUAAACCUGCCAAAGACAAACACUCGUUUUCCUAAUUCAAUAAAUAUUUGUUUUCAACGAUUGAAAUAGAGUUUCUGUGCUAUGAGGAGGCUGUGAAAUGCAGUUUUAAGUUUCAAUAACAGUCCACUUCAUAAUUAUUGUAAAGUGGGAAUAAAAAUAUAUUUUAGUUGGAUUGUAUUUUAGUGGAGAACGUAAACGUGAAGUUUCUGCUGUUUUCCCACUCAGGUGAUGUUGAAAUUGACUGUUAAGAAUCAAAAACAUAUCUGUAAAUAUUUAUGUUAAAUGGGCUCGGUGUCUAUUUCAGACCCUUUAUACCUCAGAAUAAAAAAUCUGAAAAACCAAAAACCUGCUCCAGGAUUUAACUUUUGAUUCAAACCUCAUUCCCUGUUAAUAUUCCAUUUUGAAAAAGAUGCUCAUAUUGAUUUAGUUCAAUCAAAUUUGAAAUAUGCCUGCACCUUUUUUUCAAUUUUGAACCAGCAAUGGGGUGAGAACCUGUAUAAUUUACAUCAAAAAGAAAG
Owenia fusiformis is the source of this 1465-nucleotide messenger RNA. The record is from the annotation of a GenBank genome assembly. Lineage: Eukaryota; Metazoa; Annelida; Polychaeta; Sabellida; Oweniidae.